UUUCCAGGCAUACGAAGGAGUCCGCACCGAGAUGGUUGAAGCGGCAAAGAACCAUCAGAAGAUCGCAUCGAAUAUUCGUGAACUCGUUGUCUCGCCCUUCAGACGCUGGUGCGGUCAGCAUGAAGCCAGAAUUCAGCUCUCGCACGACGAUCUCCAGACGCGUAUCAAGGAACAUACCAAACAGGUGGAGGUUGUCAAGAAGCUGCGGAGUCACUACUUCAACAAGUGUCGUGUGGUUGAAGACUUGGAGGAAGAGAACAAGCUUGCCUUCCAAGCCCCCCAAAACAGUCCCCAGUCCAAGAACACUCCUCGACUUGUCCUUCCGGAAAAACAACCAGAGGAAGAAGAACCUGUUGAGAUUGGGGAUCGCAUCUACCCGCCAGAGGAGUUGAAGAGACUUCUGGUGCAUAUGCUGGAGAAUAUUAAGGUGGGAGACGUCAAGGUGCCUAUCAUGGGUACCUACCAGAACACGUCGACUGGUGCGGACAUCGUCGAGUACACCCAAAAGUACAUGAAUGCGACUAGUCUCACUUAUGCGGAAGCGAUUGGUCAAGACCUUGUCGAAAACGGCUUCCUCCGGCUUGUGGGUAACAUGGGAAACACUUUCGCCAACAGCUCGAAGAUGAAUUACCAGUGGCGCGCAAAGGUCUUCCAAGUAACCGGUAUGCCCGAGAAGAAGAAGCCUCUGAUGCGCGUCACGUCGGCUGCCUCAAGCGAAGACGGUGGUAACGACUCCCCGAUUGCGUCCGUCUCGGAGAUGAUUGCUGGCUGGAACCCUCUCAACAACCCGUAUCCGAAUGAGUCGCCGGCAGAGAAGCUGCACAGGGAAGCCCGUGAAGCGGAUGAACGGUACAAGGCUGCAGUGCGCAAGCUUGACCAGAUCAGAUGCAAACUUGAGGAAGAGAUUGUCGCGAACCUUCGCUUCAUGGAACAAUGCGAGCUCGACCGUCUCAAGGCGAUCAAGUCUGUUGUUCUGGAUUUCUCUGGUGCGAUCAGCAACGUCAUCCCGAACCUGCAAAGCACCGUCGACCACAUGAUGCUGUACCAGGAAACCAUUCAGCCUCUAGGAGACCUCCGGUAUCUCCUUGAGAACUACCGGACUGGUGGCUUUGUCCCUCGGGUCCAGGCCUAUGAGAACUACUAUGGCUCGGUUGAAGACCAAAACUUUGGUGUCGACCUUGAAGCCAGGUCAAGGGCUGACCGCAAGCGGGUUCCUAUCCUCCUAACCUCGAUCUUGACCUAUUUGGACGACCGUUACCCCGAACUUGAAGGAGACGAGGCACGUCGUGCCGUCUGGCUCCAUGACGUUCCCUUGGAGGCAACACACCGUCUUCGCAAUGCACUGAACAACAGCAAGGUGGACUAUCAGGAAGUGCUGGAACAGUCUGAGAUCCCCGUUGUUGUCAGCGUCCUGAAACUUUACCUCCUUGAGUUGCCCGAUUCCCUAGUUUCUUCCCAAGUUUACGAAAUCGUCAAGACGGUCUAUUCGACUACUGCUCAUGAGACAACGGAAGAAGGACGGAUUAAGGUCUUGCAGAGCACACUCGGACAACUCCGUCUCAACAACAUUGCUACGCUUGACGCCAUAAUGACCCAUAUCACGCGCUUGAUUGAUUUGACCUCUGCUGACGAGACGUUCGUUUCGACGCUCACCCAGUCAUUGUCGCAGUGCGUUCUCCGGCCGCGCUGGGAGAGCAGUCUUACCAUGGACGAGCGUCACAGCUACCGUCUGAUCCGAGACCUCUUUGCUCACAAAGAUGUGAUUUUUGGUGAACUGAAGCGGCAGUCCAGCGCAAACGGACUUGGAAGGACGAACAGCCGUCCUCGUGCCAUCAGUACCGAUGAGAGCAACCGCCGCGCGGCCAUGGAAGCCCGCAACCGUGCCAUUGUGGACCGCAGCCGUGGUCACAGCCCGGCUCCUCCCCGCAAGCACCGCCGGGACCGCUCCAGCGGUGCGUCGGAAACCAGACGGUUCCCGAUCAACGUGACUAGCCCGACGGAUAAGAGAACCAUGACCAGAGGCAGCCUGGACGUCCCCAGCAACAACAACUCUCCUACUGGAACCGAGCAAAUGACGAACGUGAAUAUCCAUGCUGCUGAAUCUGCAACCAAUGGCACUCCAGACGACUCCCCGGUCUCUGCUGCUGCGAGCGUUAGCACCUCGGGCACGUCUAGCCCUCCACCGCCGCCAGCGGCUGCGACAGACGACUCGCCCACUCCCACACCUACACCAGCACCAGUGCACGCUUCCACUACCAGCGACGCUGAUAAGCGCACGUCAAUCUCUCGUUCUAGUUUGAAGUUUACCCGCAAGCCUGGUCUCGGUAGCGUGUCCAGCUUCCCUACGUCUGUGGGUACGAACAGCAACCGAAACAGCAUUGCAGAGAGUGAACCCAAUCGCAUAACCCUGGAGGAUAAGCCUAUGGAUGACGAUUAAAUGCGAUUAUCCGGUUUUCCACUGCUUUCGAUUUUGUUUCGACCAUGAUGACUUUUACGUGGUUUCACUUAAGGAAAAUUCUCGUUUUGCCCACACAUCGCAUUCCAAGUCGUGCUCAUGGGUUUUUUUUUUAUUUUUUUAUUUUGAAGUUCAGAAAAGAUUCCCAUUAUAGCCCUCAUCACUCAUCGGUUUAUACACAUACCCGGUUUGUAUGCUUUA
Molecule: messenger RNA, 2656 nt
Organism: Aspergillus glaucus CBS 516.65
Lineage: Eukaryota; Fungi; Ascomycota; Eurotiomycetes; Eurotiales; Aspergillaceae
Product: GTPase-activating protein RGD2
Exons: 2
Coding region: 32-2437 (801 amino acids)
Biological process (GO): cytoskeleton organization; small GTPase-mediated signal transduction
Cellular component (GO): cytoplasm; division septum; cell division site
Molecular function (GO): GTPase activator activity
Source: RefSeq, a predicted model, not a curated record